This is a messenger RNA of Schistocerca serialis cubense, 1772 nucleotides long. Its product is annotated as odorant receptor coreceptor-like. Gene Ontology annotation, molecular function: olfactory receptor activity; odorant binding. Gene Ontology annotation, cellular component: plasma membrane. Bases 138 to 1658 code for a protein of 506 amino acids. Gene Ontology annotation, biological process: detection of chemical stimulus involved in sensory perception of smell; sensory perception of smell. The transcript has 9 exons. Lineage: Eukaryota; Metazoa; Arthropoda; Insecta; Orthoptera; Acrididae. The record is from RefSeq and is a predicted model, not a curated record.
GUAGAGCGAAACGCGUUUCUGUGAGUAAUAUAACAAUAUCAACCUACAGCAUAUCAAAGACUUCGGAGCUUACCCUUUGCGACAACUGUAUAAAUGCAACAACUUAAUUGAAAUAUGCGGACCGAUCUUACGUUUAAAUGCAACACCAAUACUGCAUGUGCAUUGCUGGACACACGAUGAAAGCAACAUACAAAACAGUUGGUGAAGGGCUGUUGGUUUUAUCGAGAUCGCUUCUGAUUGCAUACCAACCACAUCUCAAUACUAGCAGCCUGUUGGUCUCAUUUCAGGUGCUGAUCAUGGCGGCAACGGCUGAGUCACCUGUGGCACUACUGGGCCGCAACGCAUCUAUGCUGCGACUGCUGGGGCUGUACCAACAAAAAAAUGACGGCAGUAGACUCAAAGCCGCUCUUCUCUCCGCUUUCUCUCUCAUCUUUCUCCUCUAUCAUCCGGUCUUUGCUGCCUUAAAGCUCUACAUGGACCCUCCAGAAGACCUAGUGGAUUCUGCAUUGUGCUCAUUCGCUUUCAUUAUCACUGAUGGUGUUUUUAUAAAGACUGCAAUUUUCAUCGCAGACAGAGGCAUGUUGCACCAGAUGCUGGAGGUACUGUCUGACUCCAGGAGGCUGUACGGUCGUCAAGAGGCAAGCAAGAAGAUUCGAGGACGUUACGAGGACCUCGCCGAACGAGUGCUGCUGUAUAUGCAGGUUAAGUUCUACGCUGAUGCACUGAAAUUUGCAAUGGUCCAUUGUGAAUUUACCUACGUAGUGUCGACGAUGGUGGCGUCCGUCGGCUGGCUGGCGGCCCCUCUCGUGUCCCGCGCGCUGCUCGCAGCCUCAGGCGAGUCCGGGGAAGUCCCGCGCAAACUGCCGCUGCCGGUCUGGCUGCCCCUGGACGUCCAGGCGUCGCCCACUUACGAGAUCCUCUACGUCGUAGAGGUCUACUGCGUCAUUCUCAGCGGCCUCGUCACCCUCUGUACAGACGUCCUCUUCAUUAGACUCAUGCUCAUGGUGACCGCCGAGCUUCACGUUCUGAACUACAAUGUUGCGACUAUGGCCAAGUGGAGUGAGAGAGUUUCAGAUGAACGACAUGGUUAUGGUCAUCAACAAAAUACUGAAGUCCAGGACUCCUACAUGGUAGGUAGAGCACUUCAAGUGGCAGAAACAUCCUAUGAAGAUGGCUCUGACGACCAGUUGUACCAACAACUAGUGACCAACGUUCGCCAUCAUCUGAUCAUCCUCAGAACUGUCAACCUCUUGGAGGCAGCAAUGAGCAAAUCGAUUAUAAUUCUCCUCUUCGUUAACAUGAGCGGCUUAUGUUUUAACCUCCUCGUUGUCGGUGUGGCCGGUGGGGGAGUGACACGACCCCUGACUCUGGCCGCCACGAUACCCUUCCUACUGUACCAGACUGGCAUGUUCUGCGUCUUCGGGCAGAUGGUAACCGACCAGAGCGAGGAACUGAUGAUUUCUGCAUUCAGAUGCGGAUGGAACGAGAGUGACGCCCGUUUUAGACACAGCCUGCUUAUCUUCAUGGCGAUGGUAAAUCGACCUCUAGAGAUCACAGUUGGCAAAACCUGCAUACUCUCCAGAGAGAUGUUCCUGCAGGUACUGAACGGAUCAUACACAUUGUUCAACAUGUUUUAUCAAGUUCAUAGUACUUCGUGAAAUAUUGGCACUGGCUGUGUUCUAGAAGGAGUCAACUCUUCAGUUCGUAAUUCAGGAAACCACUGCAAUCCCAUGACACACCACGACCAUAAAUUCCUGGUAGUUAGCAAUAGA